This is a messenger RNA of Ruditapes philippinarum (Manila clam), 1099 nucleotides long. RefSeq names its product perlucin-like protein. The coding region runs from base 514 to 987 and encodes 157 amino acids. The record is from RefSeq and is a predicted model, not a curated record. NCBI's taxonomy places the organism in Eukaryota, Metazoa, Mollusca, Bivalvia, Venerida, Veneridae. The transcript has 5 exons.
AUAUCUUAAUUUAAAAAGUGUAAAACAAGUAAUGUGGUAAUAAAAUCAACUGUCAUUUCUUUGGUUAUGCAUAAAUCAAAAAUUUAAUAAAGAUAUGGCAAAUUCUUAUCAACUUUUAUUACUUUAUCUGAUGGUCAUCUCACAUCAGCCGAAGUUAGAUUGUUUAACAAGAGCAUUCAAAACAAAUACAAUAGAAAUUCCUAUCAUUUUUUUUAAGUUUGCUCUUUAAGUGUCAAUUAUUAAGAAGUAAAGCAAGACUCUUAGCAUUUGUGUCGUCCUAAACGUUCGUUAAAAACAUGCUGUCAUAUGCCAGGAGCCUUAACUAUUUCUAAAACGUAUUUUGGGAAGUUACCAUCUUAGUAAAUUUCCAAUAUCAAUGCAUGUGUCGAACUCGGUGCUUUAUAACGUAGCUGCAAUCUGUUUGGUGAAACAUGCACAUUCCUUCAACCGGUCAAAAAUAAGGACAUAAUCAUGUACGUCUUAUAGAUAAGAAUUGAAAUUUGGCCACUUAAAAUGAAGUUUGGUCAAAUCAGUGGUCUGUUUAGCUUCUUGAUAUACGUCACGGUAAAUGCAACCGAUUGCCAGGACAGGUGGGUUGCGUUUGAAGGAUCAUGUUAUCUGUUUGGGCAUGACUUGAUUCACUUUACAGAAGCUGAGGAAUACUGCCGUCAUCAUUCGGCACACCUCGUACAAGUUGAGACCAAAGCAGAGAACAUGUUCCUACGGGAUUUUCUUCGAGACUUUAAAUUGGCUGACUACUGGAUUGGCAUGACUGACGAAACCGUAGAAGGUGUUUGGAAAUGGUAUAGCAAUAAUGAGGAUGUGGAAUAUUUUGACUGGGGACCCACAGAACCUCAGAAUGUAAAUAAUGAGGAUUGUGCAGUAUUUGGCGACACCCUGGAUUAUCAAUGGGCUGACGUUAAAUGUGCAACAGACAGGAAGGCACUAUGUGAAAUCUCGACUGGAAAUGUGGAUAUCAUCGGAUAGGCGUUACCGAGUCCCUAUUUACUAUUGUUGAAUUUUAAAAUCAAAAUAUUUUAGAGAUUCAUUGACUUACAACUAGUAAAUAAACAAACGAGAAGUUAAAAAUGUAAACGUA